UCUUGUCUACUUUCAAUUUCUGAAACAAUACAACGAUGCACAGGUCAUCUCCGCCGUUGAUGGCGGCACAUCUCCGGACCCUCCUCCGCCGCCGCCACUUCUCCUCACCACCACCACCACCGUCGCCGGCGCCACCGUUGCAAUCAAUCCACCCCCAUAAACCCUACUUUUUUUCCACACCCUCUUCACUUUCAUUCCCCAAAUUCUUCUCUUCACAAACCCACAUCCAAGAUUCACAACACAUUGCUCAAUCAAUCUCACAUGAACUUUUAAAAGACCCAAAUGACCAAUCUACCCCUCUACCCAGCCGCCUUGAUUUAAGCUUCUCUCACAUAACCCUAAACCCUAAUAUCAUUCUCACUGCACUUAAUCUCUCCCCAGAUGCUGGACGCACGGCUCUUGAUUUCCACAAAUGGGUUUCAACAAGAUCUGAUUUUGAGCUUACAGACGAAUCUUUAGCUUAUUUUGUUGAGUAUUUUGGCCGGAGGAAAGAUUUCAAGGCGACCCAUGAAGUUCUUGUUGCAAGUAAAGAAAUUUCAGGUGCGAAAACUUUUGAAGCGGUUGUUGAUAGGUUGGUUAGGGCUGGUAGACCCACACAAGUGGUUGCAUUGUUUGAAAAAAUGGAAAUUGAUUAUGGGUUUGUGAGGAAUAUGGAUUCUUUGAAGGUUGUUGUGUCUAAGCUGUGUGAUCAUGGGUUUGCUAGUUAUGCUGAAAAGUUGGUUACUAGUGUGGCUAAUGAGUUUUUCCCAGAUGAGUUUAUUUGUGAUACUUUAGUUAAAGGUUGGUGUGUUGAUGAGAAACUUGAUGAGGCUAGGAGGUUGUCACAGGAAAUGUAUAGGGGUGGGUUUGAAAUCGGGUCGGUUGCGUACAAUGCGAUUCUUGAUUGUGUUUGUAAGCUUUGUAGGAAAAAGGAUCCGUUUCGGCUUCAAUCUGAAGCAGAGAAAGUUUUGAUUGAUAUGGAUGUUGCCGGGGUUCCGAGAAAUGUGGAGACUUUUAAUAUCUUGAUUAAUAAUUUAUGCAAGAUUCGUAAGACCGAAGAGGCGAUGAAUUUGUUUGAUCGGAUGGGGGAAUGGGGGUGUCAUCCGAAUGAGGAAACGUUUCUUGGUUUGAUCAAGAGUUUGUAUCAAGCUGCGAGAAUCGGUGAGGGAGAUGAAAUGAUUGAUAAAAUGAAAUCAGCUGGAUUUGGUGAUAAACUCGAUAAGAAAGCGUACUUUGAGUUUCUCAAGAUUUUAUGCGGAAUUGAAAGGAUUGAUCACGCGUUAGCUGUUUUUACAAAGAUGAAGAAAGAUUGUGAGCCCGGGGUCAAGACUUAUGAUCUUUUGAUGGGGAAGUUAUGCGCUCAUGGGCGUGUAGAAAAGGCGAAUGCUCUUUUCAAAGAAGCUGAAAGUAAGGGGCUGCCGGUAGAAGUAAAAGCUUAUAAAUUGGAUCCAAGAUUCAUGAAGAAACCUAAAGUGGUGAAAGCAAAGAAGCGAGAGACGUUGCCAGAAAAGAUGGCGAGAAAGAGGAGAACGCUGAAGAAGAUCAGGUUGAGUUUUGUGAAGAAGCCGAAGAAAACGCAAAGACGGGCUUAUUAAGCGUUUUAAAAGAGUCUUUAUCGGUAUGGUGAUCUUGUUAUCAUUGAACUUAUUAUGUUUGGCUUCUUGUUUCCGUUUUUGCUGUUUGGUAAAACGUUAGACAAAACCUAGAGUUGUUACAAAUAAACUUCGAAAUAGGUUUGAGAUGUUAUAAACUCAAGAUAGAUUUUCUAAGUUGCUUUUUAAACAUUGUUCUUUAAAGAACUUUUGACCA
Helianthus annuus (common sunflower) is the source of this 1788-nucleotide messenger RNA. RefSeq names its product pentatricopeptide repeat-containing protein PNM1, mitochondrial. Gene Ontology annotation, molecular function: protein binding. The transcript has a single exon. The coding region runs from base 36 to 1574 and encodes 512 amino acids. Lineage: Eukaryota; Viridiplantae; Streptophyta; Magnoliopsida; Asterales; Asteraceae. The record is from RefSeq and is a predicted model, not a curated record.